GCCGUCAUUGGUAUACGACAUCGCAAGGGUCGCAUUCGGCCGGACAUUCUUCAUUCGAGUGUUUCGCGCUGUAUAUAGUAAUAAUAAUAGUAACAAUAGUAAAAUAAUAAUAGGUAUAUAAUAUAGUAAAUCGUAUAAAUUAUGAUACCCCUUCUGUUCGUGUACUUCAUAGCUGCCUUGAAAGUAUUCAAAAAGACCACUCAAAAUGGCAAAGUGACGGUCUAUCUAGCCAAACGAGAUUUCAUCGAUCAUCUGGACAGCGUGGACCCAAUCGACGGUGUCGUCGUCGUGGAAAAUGACUACUUGCAAGGCAGAAAAGUGUUUGGAAUGGUGUCGACAACGUAUAGGUACGGAAGGGCCGAGGACGAAGUGAUGGGCGUGAAAUUCAGCAAAGAAAUGGUGUUGGCUUGCAAUCAAAUCGUACCGCCGACCAAGGAUACGUCGUCUGACCUGACGCCCAUUCAGAGGAAACUCCUGAAGAAGUUCGGCACCUCCAACGCUUUCCCUUUUGUAUUUUAUUUCCCGCCCAAUUCGCCGUCCUCGGUGACCUUGCAGCCCGGUGACGACGACGGUGGAAAGCCGCUGGGAGUGGAGUACAACAUACGCACUUACGUGUCAGAUAGGGAGGACGACAGGGGACAAGGAAGGUCCACGGUCGAGUUGGCCAUCAAAAAGUUGCAAUAUGCUCCGCCGUCGAGAGGUCAACGGCUGCCGAGCUCGUUGAUCAGCAAAGGUUUCACGUUUUCUAACGGCAAAAUCAGUCUGGAGGUAACCCUGGACCGGGAGAUCUACUACCACGGCGAAAAAGUCAUAGCUACGGUGGUGAUUAGCAACAGUUCGAGAAAAUCCGUCAAGAAUAUAAAGGUUUACGUGGUGCAACACACCGAGAUCACGAUGGUGAACGCGCAAUUUUCGAAAUUCGUCGCCAGCCUGGAGACUCGGGAGGGCUGUCCCAUCACGCCGGGCGCUUCCUUUUCAAAGCAAUUCUACCUGGUACCUUUGGCCGCAAGCAACAAGGACAGACGGGGAAUCGCGUUGGACGGACACUUGAAGGACGACGACGUCAACUUGGCCUCGUCCACGCUGAUGGCUGACGGCAAAGGACCAAGUGAUCAGACUGGUAUAAUCAUCUCUUAUUCGGUCAGAGUUAAAUUGAACUGUGGCACUCUAGGCGGAGAAUUGGUUACCGACGUUCCAUUCAAGCUCAUGCACCCCAACCCAGCUUCCGAGGACUACGGCGCGGCGUCCAUGACCAAACAACAACAGCCCAAACCAGCUUUGAAAAAAAUGAAGAGCAUGGACAGACUGAAGUACGAGAAGACUUAUGGGGACGACGACGAGGACAACAUAGUGUUCGAAGACUUCGCGAGACUUAGGUUGGCCGACGAAUAAAAAAUCAAAAAAUAUUAUAUACUGAACUUAUGUGCGUGAAUAUAAUAUAGGAAAAUCGGGAUGUGUUUUAACAAAAAAAAAAAUAUACACAUUGUUUACUGUUGAAAAAUAAACGUAAGCCGAUUGUCUUGUGUGUGCUCGACAGGACGUUCGCAUCGAUCGGAUCCUUUAAACUAUCGACCGAACCUGAAAUACAGGAUUCGAUUCCCAGCACAAGUUCACGACAACAAUGGCACCGCCUGUGCAUAUGUUAUAAUAUUAUGUAUUACGGGUAGCUCCCAAAUGUCAUCGACAAUAACGUCCAUCGCUUAGGCAAUGCCUAACCGGAAUGUUCGGUACUGGUUCGAUUUCCAUUUUUCACACCUUUGACCCUUCGCGUACCGCGUUCACAUGGACGACACAACACAGGUCGCCGGGGUCACUUUAAUUGAUAACUUGAUAUUAUUUCCGAUUAUUGAAUGAGGGCAAACAGUCCGAAACACGUUUGCAUAACGUACAAAACAAACGGGAAAACGUUGAAUUCCAAAAACUUUUUACUCACCCUUGUCCCUUACCCAUUCACACUCAAAUAGUCGACAGAAACGUGUAACAAAUUAUAAUCAAUAUAAAACCACAGCAAAAUAUAACUAUAAUUCCCACAC
Adelges cooleyi (spruce gall adelgid) is the source of this 2033-nucleotide messenger RNA. It is a transcript of the gene Arr2, whose product is annotated as arrestin homolog. The transcript is spliced from 7 exons. Gene Ontology annotation, biological process: signal transduction; G protein-coupled receptor internalization. The record is from RefSeq and is a predicted model, not a curated record. Gene Ontology annotation, cellular component: cytoplasm. Lineage: Eukaryota; Metazoa; Arthropoda; Insecta; Hemiptera; Adelgidae. Bases 142 to 1392 code for a protein of 416 amino acids. Gene Ontology annotation, molecular function: G protein-coupled receptor binding.